GAGUAGGGUGUGAAAGCCCAAAUAAAGCCAUGGGGGCAGGGCUGGGCCCCCAUUCGCUAUAAAUAAACUGGCGUCCCGUGGGCUCGGAUUUGGUGGUUCGGGCUUCGGACACGGGACCGCCGGCGCCGCCGCUGCUGCUGCAGUAGUAGUAGCCUUCCUCAAAGGAAUUACAUCAUCAUCAUCAUCCAGGAUGCCUCGUGUGGACGCAGACCUCAAGCUGGACUUCAAGGAUGUCCUGUUCCGGCCCAAAAGGAGCAGCCUGAAGAGUCGCUCCGAGGUGGACCUGCAGAGGACUUUCACAUUCCGCAACUCGAAGCAGACGUACUCUGGAAUCCCCAUCAUCGCCGCCAACAUGGAUACCACCGGAACCUUUGAGAUGGCCCGAGUCCUCAGCAAACACACGCUGUUCACCGCCAUUCACAAACACUACACUGUGGAAGAAUGGAAGAACUUUGCUGCUAAUCACCCAGAGUGCUUGGAGCACGUCGCCGCCAGCUCGGGCAGUGGCAGCGGCGACCUGGGCAAGCUGUGCGCCAUCGCCGAGGCCGUGCCCGCCCUCAAGUACAUCUGCCUGGACGUGGCCAAUGGCUACUCGGAGCACUUCGUUGACUUCGUCAAGGCGGUGCGAGGGAAGUUCCCCAUGCACACUAUCAUGGCCGGUAACGUGGUGACGGGGGAGAUGGUAGAGGAGCUCAUCCUCUCCGGGGCGGACAUCAUCAAAGUGGGCAUUGGACCAGGGUCUGUGUGCACAACGAGGAUCAAGACGGGUGUCGGCUAUCCUCAACUGAGCGCCGUCAUCGAGUGCGCCGACUCGGCCCAUGGCCUCAAAGGACACAUCAUCUCUGAUGGUGGCUGCAGUUGCCCUGGCGAUGUCGCCAAAGCCUUUGGUGCGGGCGCCGACUUUGUGAUGAUGGGCGGCAUGCUGGCGGGACACGACCAGUGCUCGGGCGAUUUGAUCGAAAAGAACGGCAAAAAGUUCAAACUAUUCUACGGGAUGAGCUCCGACACGGCAAUGAAGAAAUACGUGGGGGGCGUGGCCGAGUACAGAGCGUCGGAGGGCCGGACGGUGGAAGUGCCGUACCGGGGCGACGUGGAGAGCACGAUCCGCGACGUCCUGGGCGGCGUGCGCUCCACCUGCACCUACGUGGGCGCCGCCAAGCUGAAGGAGCUGAGCCGUAGGACCACCUUCAUCCGCGUCACGCAGCAGUCCAGCCAAAUGUUUGCUUAAUGGCGCCCCCUGUGGGCCGGGCGCUCAAAGUCGUCUCAGGAUUAUCUGCUGUCAACCUCACUAAACGAUUGUUGAGACUCUAUCAACAAUGGACACGAGCGAUGCCAUGUCUUUACAGUGGUGCCUUGACUUGCGAGUUGACUCGCGAGUCGGUCUCUCUUAAGUCGAGGCGCGACCGUAUGUGGCACGGCGGGACGAGUAAAGCUCAUUUGUUUGCUGCUCUUUUGAGGGGGACAACAAAAUGCAAAAAUUCGUCGAUGUUACUUCUUGGUUCCAUGCAAUAAAAGUGCAUGCAGACACUUCUGCUAACUUGCGAACUCCUUCACCCGCGCUCAUCAUUGUGUGGACAUUAGAUGUAAGGUUUUUUUUGGGGGGAAAAAAAAAAAAAAAAACUU
Phycodurus eques (leafy seadragon) is the source of this 1623-nucleotide messenger RNA. RefSeq names its product guanosine monophosphate reductase (gene gmpr). Lineage: Eukaryota; Metazoa; Chordata; Actinopteri; Syngnathiformes; Syngnathidae. The transcript is spliced from 9 exons. Gene Ontology annotation, biological process: nucleotide metabolic process. Gene Ontology annotation, cellular component: GMP reductase complex. Gene Ontology annotation, molecular function: GMP reductase activity. The record is from RefSeq and is a predicted model, not a curated record. Bases 191 to 1228 code for a protein of 345 amino acids.